UUCUCUUUGUUACUGAACAGAGGUAGACAGAAUGAGCGGCAGAGGAAAGGGAGGUAAGGGACUCGGUAAAGGAGGCGCUAAGCGUCACCGUAAAGUUCUCCGUGAUAACAUCCAGGGAAUCACUAAGCCCGCUAUCCGCCGUCUGGCUCGCCGCGGUGGAGUUAAGCGUAUCUCCGGUCUUAUCUACGAGGAGACCCGCGGUGUGUUGAAGGUCUUCCUGGAGAACGUCAUCCGGGACGCCGUCACCUACACCGAGCACGCUAAGAGGAAGACUGUGACCGCCAUGGAUGUGGUGUACGCUCUGAAGAGGCAGGGCCGCACCCUGUACGGCUUUGGAGGUUAAACUGAGCCGCUUCUCUAAACUAAACAAAGGUCCUUUUCAGGGCCGCCAACCUGCUGGUUAAGAACACGAUUCCCACUAAAAGUGUCUACAAAACAAGAUUAUAAGGGCUUAAAAAGGGUAACAAU
Molecule: messenger RNA, 468 nt
Organism: Cyprinodon variegatus (sheepshead minnow)
Lineage: Eukaryota; Metazoa; Chordata; Actinopteri; Cyprinodontiformes; Cyprinodontidae
Product: histone H4
Exons: 1
Coding region: 32-343 (103 amino acids)
Biological process (GO): nucleosome assembly
Cellular component (GO): nucleosome
Molecular function (GO): structural constituent of chromatin; protein heterodimerization activity; DNA binding
Source: RefSeq, a predicted model, not a curated record